AAACAAAAGGAUUUUGAAAUUGAUAAUGUUGAUGAAGGAAUAAGUUUGAUCAAAGCAAGGCUGCAAUCCAAAAGGGUUCUUAUUGUUCUUGAUGACAUAGACCACAUAAGUCAAUUAGAAUCAUUAGCAGGUCAACGAAAUUGGUUUGGUACAGGUAGUACAAUUAUAAUAACAACUAGAGAUGUUCACUUGUUGAGUGAGCUUGGAAUACAAGAGAAGUACAAGGUUAAAACAUUAAGCAUUGAUGAUUCUUUGAAACUCUUAAGUUGGCAUGCUUUUGGUGUUCCUAUAGCAUUACAGGAGUAUACUAAACUAUCCAAAAUGAUAGCAAGGUAUACUGGGGGACUUCCAUUAGCACUUACAGUUAUAGGCUCUCAUUUGCGUGGAAGAUCGGUGCAAGAGUGGAUUGAAGAUAUUGAGAAAUUAAGAAGGAAUCCUCAUGACGAUAUUCAAAGAAUUCUUGAAAUAAGCUAUGAUGCACUUGAUGGUGAUACUAAAAACAUCUUUCUUGAUAUUGCUUGUUUUUUUGUUGGGCAUGAAAAAAAAGGCACGACUAUGAUACUGGAAGCUUGUGGUUUUCAUGUUGAAAGUGGAAUCAGAAGUUUGAUAGAAAGAUGUUUGUUAACAAUAGAUGGAGAUAUAGGAUUUAAAAAAGUUGAGAUGCAUGAUUUAGUACGGGAUAUGGGAAGAGAAAUUGUUCGAAAGGAAUCUCCAAGAAAUCCUGGCAAACAAAGUAGAUUGGUGGACCCAAAUGUUGUUUUUGAUGUUCUACAAGGCAACAAGGGAACAAAAGCAAUUGAAGGGAUGAUCGUAAACUCUAACAUGUUAAAGAAUGUGCCUUUGAGUAUGGAAGUAUUCACAAGGAUGGUAAAUUUGCGAAUACUCAUAUUAGAUGGUCUGCUUCUUAGAGGAUCUUUUAAAUAUUUGUCCAAUGAGCUUAGACUUUUAAGGUUGGGUAAUUGCUGUUUGAGUCACAUACAAUUGGAUUUUCAUUUUGCGAAACUUGUUGAGUUAGACGUAAGCAAUAGCAAUAUCGAAGAAUUUCAACCCAAUAUGCAGAAUUUUGUAUGCUUGAGGAUGUUAAAUCUCAAUUAUUGUGAACAACUUAAGAGUACACCAGACUUUACUGGGGCACAAAGUCUUCAGGAAAUAUCCUUCUUUCAUUGUUCAAAUUUGGCGAAUGUGCACCCAUCAAUUGGAAAUUUGGAAAGGCUUGUUGGGUUAAAUUUGUCGAGAUGCAAGAAAUUGAAGGCACGUUCUGAAGGUAAUACUGUCCAGAUUUUGCUUCAAGUCCGGGAAUAUUCUGUACAUUGGUAUAUUCCAAAACUUUUGGGGCAUACACCCAUUAACAUCUUUAAUAGUUGUUUUUAUGGUAACGAGGAGUUUGAUGGAGUUGGUGUUAGAGUGAGAAGCAUAACCACUGGUGCUUGGAUCGUAAAGGAACCUCAGAAAUAUAUUAAGUUUAAAAAGUUUUAAUUUGAGGUGGGAACAAGGAUUGGAGAAGUAUUGGAGGUGUAUGCUCAUUUCCAUCCUCUGCAGAAGAAGAUGCUGCUUUGUUUAUUUGAAAUACAUAGAAACUCGGAUGGAGAAGUGCGUUUCUUUCCAUCAACAAAAGGCUUCGUAGAAAUUGAAAUUGAAGAUGAUGGAACAACAAAAAAUGAUGAUUCUUCAACAAGUAGUAGUGUAGAAGAAGAAGAGCAGAAUUAUGGUUGGAGCAGCAUUUUCGGGAGUUUCUCCUAAAGUGUUUUUGUUGGGAUGAAGGAAGAUAGUACAUACGGUUCAAGGUGCAAACAGAAGAAGAAGCAGACGCAAAAGAAGCGUUUGGACAAAAUGACUUCUAUAUAUCUUUCAAGGGAUUGGGGCCUUAGCUGCUGUUUCUUCAGCCAAUAUAAUUAUUUUGACUCAAAGAAACACCACAUCUUUUCUUUCUCAGGUAAUUCAAACAAAGAGUGUCUGUCUUUGGAUUCAGAAUGAUGGAACAAUUCCGUAUCCAUUUUCUGCCAUCAAUGGUGCAUACAAUAUCUGAUCCCCCUUGGUCUUCUUCUUCUUCUUCUUCUCUCUGUACCUCAGAACUCUGGCCUCUCUGUCCAUUUGAGUAAGCUGCAUGUGGAGGCAUCUGAAUUGGAGGUCAAUUGUCCCUUUUGAGGGUCUUCAGGUCUUGAGUGGGAGAUUGAGGAAUGCAUAAUCAAGGUAGACUGGAACAACACCAACAUCCAUGGAAAAAAUGGAAACCUGUUCACCCAAAAUCAAAAUAUACCUGUCAGGUUUUGGUGGCAUGAACUAAACUCAGCAAGCUCCAAACUUGGCGGCCAUGCAUUUUGGUUCCCACUUGGCUGAUACACUUCCAAUACUAAUCGAUCAACUACUGUAUUACUGCAUCUGAGAAUUGAUGAGGAUCGGAAGUUGGGGAGUAUAGUAUAGCUUACAGGCACUUGAGAGUUUCUUUCCUGCUAAGGUGCCACAGGGAUAUUGUUAUAAGAUCUUGCGGAACUACAAAAAGUUCCAUUGUAAGGCCCACGGGAAGCUGAGUAUAUUUUGAGGUCUCAACAAUGAUUAGAUCGCACAAGUAUUGGAAGUGCAUGUAGUUUGGAGAACGGAGUAGGAGAAGGCACAAUAGAACAGAAGAUAGAUAAUGUUGCAGCAUAUAUAUAUUUGGGAGUUUUUUUUU
Messenger RNA from Ipomoea nil (Japanese morning glory), 2668 nucleotides. Its product is annotated as TMV resistance protein N-like. The record is from RefSeq and is a predicted model, not a curated record. The transcript has 12 exons. Bases 322 to 1476 code for a protein of 384 amino acids. Lineage: Eukaryota; Viridiplantae; Streptophyta; Magnoliopsida; Solanales; Convolvulaceae. Gene Ontology annotation, biological process: defense response.